UGAGGACAGCGAAGACGACGAGGACGACGAGGAUGACGAGGAAGAUUAUGAUGACGAUGAUGGUGAUGAUGAUGGAUACGAUGAUAAAAAUGAAAAUGAGACUGGGGACGACAACGGAGACGAAAAUGAUCAGGAUGAGACCGAUAAGGAUGACACUGGUUUUGAAAAGGAGGAGGAACCUGAACAAAUUGAUAUUCGUCUACCCUCUGAAGGUUCGCUGUCGGUCUCCGAACAGCACAGGCAUUCUCAUAUCAAGCAAAAGCGCGACAAGACCCCUGCACUUGUCGUGACGGACUCCGAGACUGGCAAAGGUGACAACGAUGGCCAAGAUGACCACAAAGAUACCGACUCCGAUGACAGUAGAUCUGACAGCUCCUGUAUCGACUCAUUUGUGAACUACGCGCUUCAGUUCCGUGAACGCUGCACGGUCCAGUGCCUCCGGGAGAUGGCCCAUAUCUUUUCAAAUCCAAAUGUCCUUGGCAUGUUAAGCUGCUAUGGAUGCAGCAGCUUCCUGGUUCAGGGUACCUAUGUUCUCGGUGCCGACUGUGCACCUGUUUUUAGCACUCCCUCACCAUCCCAAAAGAUAAAUGCAGAUGGCAAGUCCGGCAAUGACACAGUAACAGCGAUCCCAACGAACGCGAAACUUGGCGAUCUACAGAAGGAUGUGCACCCUGCGGACGCACAGCUAUUCCCGUUAAACUUUGGAGACAUGAUGAAAGGUCUUCGCAAUAUUGACAUGAAGGAGCUUCAGGAUUGGUUCGAUAUUGGACAAGGUCUUGUCAACGUCGUCCAAACCAACAACAUCGCGGCAAGUGCAAAGAACAGCACAAUGACAAGCAGGGUGAAACUGGAGAUGGAGGAGGAACGACAGAAGGCUGAUAAGGGCCUGUUCAACAUGUUUGUGAGCAAGGCUGCAGGUUUCGCCAACUGGAUUCUUACGCCUGAAAUGGUCGAGGGUACCGGAGCCUUUGACAGACUCAACAAUUCGAAGAUUCUGUAAACGAGAGAACGCCUGAUAAAUAUGGUGGCAUUCUUCAUACAUUCACUCGUCGUCAUCCGCUUUCUUUUUUACACACCCCUAAUAAACCAAUUUCUUC
Messenger RNA from Gamsiella multidivaricata, 1097 nucleotides. RefSeq lists its product as uncharacterized. The record is from RefSeq and is a predicted model, not a curated record. NCBI's taxonomy places the organism in Eukaryota, Fungi, Mortierellomycota, Mortierellomycetes, Mortierellales, Mortierellaceae. The transcript has 2 exons. Bases 446 to 1000 code for a protein of 184 amino acids.